GUGCUGAGGGGACACAUUUGCAGUGCGCACCCACUUCCUGCGGAGAAUAUAAAUACACUCGUAGCUCCUAGCAGCCAGCUAGACGACUUGUGGAAAACAAAGUUAUGUCUGGCUGUCAAGUGGAUAGAGAAAGACUCUUUUUAAAAAUGGACGUUAUUCCUCGGUUCUCCGUACAUUAACAAGCAGAACAAACAUCCCCCCAUGUCCAGAGAGCCGCCGGCAGCUGGUGACAAGUCAACUGCGAACGUAAGUUACUAGCUGACGUUUAGCUAGUAAUGUCUCUAACGUUACCAUCCGCCGACAUACUUGAAACACCUCCUGGAUAUCCCUUUGAAGAAAUCAACUAUGAGGAUAUUGAAGUUGAGGAGGUGGUGGGGAGAGGAGCUUUUGGGGUUGUUUGCAAAGCCAAAUGGAAAGGCAAAGACGUCGCAAUCAAGACCAUUGAGAGUGAAUCAGAGAGGAAAGCCUUUAUUGUCGAGCUUCGGCAGCUUUCACGUGUGAAUCACCCCAACAUUGUGAAGUUGUAUGGCUCUUGCAAUAAUCCAGUCUGCCUUGUGAUGGAAUAUGCUGAAGGCGGGUCAUUGUACAAUGUGCUGCAUGGUGCUGAACCCCUCCCCUAUUACACUGCUUCCCAUGCCAUGAGCUGGUGUUUUCAGUGCUCCCAGGGCGUGGCCUAUCUCCAUGGCAUGAAACCAAAGGCUCUCAUUCACAGGGACCUCAAGCCACCCAAUCUGCUUCUGGUGGCAGGUGGCACUGUGCUGAAGAUAUGUGACUUUGGAACAGCAUGCGACAUUCAGACCCACAUGACCAACAACAAAGGAAGUGCAGCAUGGAUGGCCCCAGAGGUAUUUGAAGGCAGCAAUUACAGCGAGAAGUGUGAUGUGUUCAGCUGGGGGAUCAUUCUCUGGGAGGUGAUCACUCGCAGGAAGCCCUUUGAUGAAAUCGGAGGACCAGCUUUUCGCAUUAUGUGGGCUGUGCACAACGGUACAAGACCUCCUUUAAUCAAAAAUUUGCCGAAGCCCAUUGAGAGUCUGAUGACUCGCUGCUGGUCUAAAGACCCCUCUCAGCGGCCUUCCAUGGAGGAGAUAGUGAAGAUCAUGACUCAUCUAAUGAAGUACUUCCCAGGAUCUGAUGAACCGCUGCAAUAUCCAUACCAGUAUUCGGAUGAGGGACAGAGCAACUCUGCAACUAGUACAGGUUCAUAUGUGGACUACACCGGCACCACCACAACCAACAGAAGCGACGCAAACAUGGAGCACAGUGAUUCUCAAGGGAGCAAUGACACUAUCAAGAUUACGCCUCCUUACUUCAAGCCAAAGGCAGACCCAUUGAGGACUCUGCCUCUGUCCAGGGGGGGCAGUGUUGAGAGUUUGCCUGCACGAACACAGUGCCUGGCAUCAUCUGACAGCAAAAGAAUGAGUGCUGACCUGUCGGAGCUCGAGCCCAAGAUACCAUUUACACCUGCAGCACGUCCCCAGUAUAAACGAGGCCACCGUAAAACUGCAUCAUUUGGCACCAUUCUCGAUGUCCCCAAGAUCGUCGUCACAGCCACAUGUGAUCCCCAGAGACGUCGGUCUGUGCAGGAUCUGCCCGGCAUCGGCACAGAGUCCAACCAGGGGAGCAGGAACAGCAGCCGGUCCUCCAGUCCUAGUGUGAGGAUGAUGCCACCUGAUAAGACGGGCAGCAGAGGUUACUACUCCCCUGAUGACCCCACAGACACCAACGGCUCAGACAACUCCAUUCCCAUGGCUUAUCUCACCCUGGAUCACCAGCUGCAGCCUCUCGCUCCCUGUCCCAACUCCAAAGAAUCCAUGGCCGUGUUUGAGCAGCACUGCAAGAUGGCCCAAGAAUACCUGAAAGUGCAAACAGAGAUCGCCCUGCUGAUCCAGAGAAAGAAGGAGCUCAUCGCUGAACUGGACCAAGACGAGAAGGACCAGCAGAACACGUCCCGUCUGGUGCAGGAGCACAAAAAGCUGCUGGAGGAGAACAAGAGUCUGUCCACAUACUACCAGAAGUGCAAAAAACAGCUGGAGCUGAUCCGGGUCCAGCAACAGAAGAGACAGGGCACGUCGUGAUGAGACAGAGACAUAUGAACUGCUACCAUCCCUACUCCCUGCCCAGCCACCCUCCUCCUCCUCCUCACCCCAGCACUAUAACACUACGCCCCCCCCCCCCACACACACACACACACACACACUGCUCCCAGUCCAGCUUUGUAAAGAGACCUGCAAUUCUACUGUGUGCUGCAUGUUUGCAUCGUAGACCCUUACUUCUGUCCAGCAGGAAAGAUGACGUCCUCUGUACAUACAUUUUGCACAUCCUCACAGUGUAUCCUGUGAGCGCAGACCAAACAAUCACUGCACCCUCCCUCAUCCUGAUCACCCCCAGACACCCCAGACACCCCUGCUGCUGCUGCUGUGUGCUCCGGGACGGACCCUUUUCCUUCAGCGGCUGUGUGUCCUCUUUGAGCGUGAUGGCGGUGCCGAUGAGCGUGGGGGUCGCGUGUUUUUCUCUAUGUUUGCUCUCAGGGCCUUCUGGGCUGCCUGGUCAGUGUGUGUCCACUCCCUCAGCAGCCGACGGCCACACCGUCCUCCAGAAUGUGAAAAAAACCCGAGACAAAAAGGCGUGAAUCAUAUGCAGGAAUUGUGAGAUCAACGAGGAUGUUUGAAACCCUGUUGUGCGUGCGUGGAAUCCCCCGUUAUGCAAAACCACCCACCCCUUAAAUCGACGUAUUUAUCUCUUAACCUCUCCUCCCUUUUUUCUAAUUGUGAGCAUGAGCCCCUUUCCACAGACCACCACAGCUGUUUACUUCUUCAAGGUGUCUUCAGUUUCAGAGAGGGACGUGUACUUCCUGUCAGACAUCACAGAAAAAAAAGGAAUAGCUUUGGGUUAUGUGUGAAAACCUGGAUGCAGCGUUAAUAAUCUGCUCCUCAUGCUCUUAAAAACAAAAAAACACACACACACCAAGCUUCCAGAGCAAAUACAGGGUGCCGUGGAUUCCCUCUUUAUUUUGACUUCAGUAUUUGUUUUUUGCGUGUAGAUGUUUUUUGUCUUUUCUAUUCAGUAGUUCACUUUGUACGAUAGCUCUCGUGUCAUUUUUUUUUGCAUUAGGACAUAUUUUAUCUGGUCUGGGAAUUGCCCUUGCGGACAAAAAUAGAGGAGCCUAUAGCUCCCUAUAAUACAUUAUCUAGUUUGUUUUUUAGUUCACAUGUUGCCUUAGAAGUUGCCUGCAUUUUAAGUGCUUGUUUUACGUGACCUUUUAGUGGGGAUAAAAGCUACAAAAAAAAACACAAAAAAGAAGAUAUUUUUAAUGUAAUGAGACGGUGAAUGAAAUUCUUUCCGGAGAGGGGGGAGUGAGAAGGAUCUAUGUCAGUAAAGCUGAUCAUGUAAAUGUUUUCCCACCAGCUGUACAUCCAAAAAACACGACAUGUACUCUAAAAAGAAUGUGAUUUUUUUUCAUAUCCCUCAAGUACUUUUUGCACAAUCACUUUUUGUUUUUGUCUGGUUGGUCAUGUACAAAUUUUUAUUUCUCAUUUUAAGCAAUUCAGAUUUUUAAAAAAGAAGACAAAGACUUGAUGAGUCUUACUUUUUAGAUGUGUUACUGUACAGGAGUGAAUCUUUCACCGGUUCUCCUCAUGAGUUUUCUGUUCACGAAGAAUUAAUUUACCACACACACACACACACAGCGCUGUUUAUGAAGUGUUUCCUAAGUUAUUGGGGGACUGAGCUACAGUAUAUGACAGUGAGCAAGGCAUUAUGAAAUAAACUGAAUGGUGAAAAGA
Messenger RNA from Sebastes umbrosus (honeycomb rockfish), 3782 nucleotides. It is a transcript of the gene map3k7, whose product is annotated as mitogen-activated protein kinase kinase kinase 7. Gene Ontology annotation, molecular function: ATP binding; magnesium ion binding; MAP kinase kinase kinase activity. The transcript is spliced from 18 exons. Gene Ontology annotation, biological process: JNK cascade; positive regulation of canonical NF-kappaB signal transduction; protein phosphorylation. The coding region runs from base 276 to 2075 and encodes 599 amino acids. NCBI's taxonomy places the organism in Eukaryota, Metazoa, Chordata, Actinopteri, Perciformes, Sebastidae. The record is from RefSeq and is a predicted model, not a curated record.